Drosophila grimshawi is the source of this 5264-nucleotide messenger RNA. RefSeq names its product BAI1-associated protein 3 (gene unc-13-4A). The record is from RefSeq and is a predicted model, not a curated record. The transcript has 12 exons. The coding region runs from base 475 to 4596 and encodes 1373 amino acids. Lineage: Eukaryota; Metazoa; Arthropoda; Insecta; Diptera; Drosophilidae.
UAAUUUCAAGUGUAAAAUAAUUGCAGCUGGGGAUUUCCACAUUGACAGUCGAUACGUGCAACGCAUUGGCAACAACCGAACAACAUGUAGCUGAGUGAAACGUUCCGGAUAAAAAGUCAACGUGCUUCUAAUGAUGAUCUGCCAUCAAUUUGUUGGCUUUGUUUUGUGAGCUCGCAAACGGUGUCUGGCCUGGUCUGGAUUGCUUGUUGGGGGCACAAUUAAAGCAGCAGCAGGAGGAGAGCAACAGCAAGGAUAUUUUAUAAUUAGAAGACAUAACGAAUUUGGAAGGCAAAUCCAAGAGCUUUGGUUAAGAGAGCCCGCCAAGUUUCCAACUGAUUAAUUUUACAAUACACAAAACGAGAAGGGGGAAAGGGGCCAACGACAAACAAUUUAAGCCAAUUAAGCAACGACGUCGUCGAGUGAUAACAGCAGCAACAACAACAACAUCAACCAGCUUAUAGCAAAUGAGACGCGAUGAGUUUCCUCAGUUCCAUGCAACAAUAUGUAACAAGUGGCAUAUCAAGUUUGGGCCUCGGCAAUCGACGCUUCUCGUUGUCGCGUCAGGAGUCCACUGAGCACCAACAGCAGCAGCAGCAACAGGCUGGCGGCGGCGGCGGCGGCGGUGUGAUAGCUGCAGCUGGCAUCACAAUACAACAACAAUUGCUGCCACAACAACAACAGCAGCAGCAACUGUUGCAACAACAACAGCAGCAGCAGCUGCAACAACAACAACAACAUUCGCACGCACCGUUGCAACAACAGGCGAGCAUUGGCAGCGGUCUCGGCAUCGUUUAUGGAGCCCCCGCCCAGCCCACGGCGGGCGUGGCAGCCACUGUCGCUGGCAGUAAUUAUCCCGCCGGUGGCGUCGUUAUCGGCAAUCCGAAUGCCACCAAUCCAUUACUAGGCUAUCCGAAGGUGGUGCCACUGCCGGGCAGCAGCGGAGCAGGUGGUGCAGCUGGUGUUGGCAAUUGUUCAUCCGCCGGGAGCACACCCAUGAAUUCGCGUCGACAGUCGCGUGCCCUGGAGUGUUUGGCGCCACCACGUACGGGUUCGUUUCGCAGCCGGAAUUCGCCACUGCAUCAGCCGGAUCCGCCGCCGCGACCCCCGCUGGCAUUCUGUAAACGUCGACUCAGUUGGCCGGAGGUGGAUCCGCGCUCCACAUCGGGUGUCCAGGAAACGGAUGGGUCGUAUUUUGAGAACUUUACAUCGUUGGGUUGGAAACGUGAAAAUCGUCGCAUGUCGGCGACGCGUGCGGCCGAAUCACGUGCCGAGGCUAAUCCUGAAAAUGAACGUGAUCCGCCAGCGCCCGAGGAGUCCAUUGACCGUCACGAUGAGAAGGAAAAACUUUACGUUGAGGUCCUGCAUACCAUUGCCAAUACGGUGGGUGCACCAGCGCCCGGCGGACAGUUUGCGCAUUACAAGGAUGAAAUGUAUCUGCAUGCACAGCGGGCCUUUGGCGUCAAUCCGGAUCGUCAUUAUCGCCUACUGCACGCCUCUGCCGAGGAUAAACCAAAGAUAAUCGUGCUCUCGGCGGUCGUCAUCGAGGCGGAUGGCCUCGAGGCAAAGGAUGCCAAUGGCUUCUCGGAUCCGUAUUGCAUGCUGGGCAUACAGCCGGACGGUGGUCCGCCCGUGUCGCCGCUGCCGCUGCCGCCGACGCCGCGCGCCUUGUCCGCCGAUAUGAGCGGUGGCUUUGAUAACAGUGCCACAGACUCGCCGCCGCAUCGCAAGCACAGCUUUCGCUUGAGCUUCAAGCGGCGCGAGGGGGCGGUUCGACGGGAGCAGCGCGACUCGCUGGGCGGCCCGGUGCCGGCCAAGUUAAUCAAGGCGACCAGCAUUAAGCCGCACACGCUAAGCCCCAAGUGGAAUGAGAAAUUCAAAUUCGACAUCGAUGACAUCAACACGGACACCUUUCAUUUGGACAUUUGGGAUCACGAUGACGAGAGCUGUGUCAUGGACGCCGUUUCACGGCUGAAUGAGGUGCGCGGCGUCCGCGGAUUGGGUCGCUUCUUCAAGCAAGUCUGCCAAUCGGCGCGUCAGGGCUCUCAGGAUGAUUUCCUGGGCGCCAUAAACAUACCCAUUGCCGAGAUACCCUCAACGGGCCUGGAUGCCUGGUUCAAGCUGGAGGCGCGCAGUCAUCGGAGCACAGUCCAGGGGCGCAUACGCCUCAAGCUGUGGCUAUCGACACGCGAGGAUCGCGGCCUGGUGCCCGACGAGAACAACGAGCAGCAACUGCGCAAGAUCGAGCAACUGCAACUGGUGUUCAUGCAGCACGAGGUGACCACACACGAACCCUCCUGGACCUGGUGCGGUGAUCUGCCCGGCCCCGCGCUCACCAUACUCCAUCAGCUGGCCGUGCAGGGUGAGCUCACGGAUCUGCAGUGCGCCAUGGCGAGAUAUGUUGCUGCUGCACGACUGAAUCGCACGACGCCGCUAGAUCCAAAGUUUCUGCAUCGUCUGCUCAGCGAUGUGGAGAAGCAAUGGAAUCAGCCCAAUCAGGAGGCGCUUACCCGCGAUCUGGAACAGUGGCUGGCCGAGGCAAUGAAUGGUUUUGUGGAGCGUUCGCUGAAUCAGAUACGGCGGCAUCGCGACAUAUUUCCGGCCCUGAAUCCGCCAUCGCUAAUACGAUUGGAGUUUCUGCUGCGUUGCUUGGGGCUGCUUGGGUCGAUGCGCGCCUUUCGCGCCGUCUGCCCCUUCAACAAGGGGGUGCGCGGCGAGGUGGUGAAUGCGCUGCGCAAGGGUUCCGUAAUGUGGGGACAGAAUGUGUUGCGCGAAUCGCAGUCGCUGGCCAAUCCAUUAUCGAAUUUUGUAACAACAUUAACCGCCGACAUCCAGCUGGGCCAGACCUACUAUCAUGCCCUCUUCGACAACACGAAUGGCAUUCAGUACUUCAGCAUCAUCUACAAGCAGUACGAUGCGAUGGUUGGCGAUGAGGUCUAUACGAGAAUGGCAGCUGGCCAAGUGCCCGGGGUGCGAAUGAAUCUCUCACAGUAUGCGGUGCUCGAGGGCGAUGCGGAGCCGGUGGAUGCGAAACCGUUUGAGCUCUUUCUGGCAUUGCAGGAAUUCUGUCAGCUCAAACGGCAUUUAUCCGCCCAGCCCCAGCCGCCAGAGAAGCCGUUGGCGUUGAGCAACAGCCAUGAGUGGUUUAUACCCACCUUUGAGCGCUGGAUGAUGGUUAGCAAGGCGAAGGCGCUGCAGCGCAUCCGGGCUGCCAUUCGCAUGGAUGCCAUCUGUGAGGGCGAGCGCAUAGUGCGGUACAGUAGCUCCUCGGUGGACACGGCCAGUACGCUGCUGAACAUCAAGGAGUUCUGGAAGGUCAUCAAUUGGCCGGACGAGGAUACAGCCAUCAUGAUGGAAUCACAACUAAUCGAUGUUGUCUGCUCGGCAGCAAUGCACUAUUGCGAUCUCAUCCACACAACGCUGGCGGACAGUGGCUACUAUGAGCAGCAGGGUCCGUUUCGCUGCUCGGACGACAUGUGUGUGACGGUCAACAAUGUGGAGUAUGUGCGUCGCACUCUGGCCGAGUUUCGCUCCGACGAACAGCCGCUCGAGGAGUCGGCCGAUAAUCUCCUCGAGUCUAGUCUCACCCACAUGGAGAAUCGGUGCGAACGCAUCUUGUCCAAGCUGGCGCCCCUGAUGCAAAUGUCCCUGCAGAAGGCAGUAUUCCAUUUGGCCUGGUCACCGGACUCGUUGCCAGCGAAUCAGGCGAUUGUUCCACUGCUCGAGUAUCUCGAUUGUCAUCUGGCAGCACUGAAUAGUGCACUGCUCACCAAGAAUUUCAAUCGUUCGUUGCGCUUCAUCUGGAAGACGGUGCUGGGCGAGAUGGCACGUCAAAUGGAGACGGGCGAUGAGACCGAUAAGCCGACCCACUUUCACAAACGACUCUACGAGGCGCUGCAGCUGCUCGUCGACUUCUUUCAUGCCGAGGGACAGGGUCUGCUCAUCGAGUGUCUGCACACCGAGGAUUUCUGGCGCAUCGAGCAGCGGCUGCAGUUCCACAAAACGGAUACGGAUCGUUUGAUUGACAUGUUCUACAUGAAUCGCCUGCGCGAACAACUGAUGGCAGUUAGUCCGGGACCAUACGGCUCAUUGGCAGUACGCUCCUACUUCAAUCAUGACUCGCUGUGCGUUGAGAUCCUGCACGCCAGGGAUGUGGUGCCCCUGGACCCGAAUGGUUUCAGUGAUCCAUUCGUUGUCAUUGAGCUGCUGCCACGUCGCAUCUUUCUCCACUGCAUGGAGCAGCAAACCAAUGUGCAUAAGCGCACUUUAAAUCCCAUUUUCGAUGAGUGCUUUGAGUUUUCGGUGACGCUGGAGCAGUGUCUGGUUGAUGGGGCCAUGAUCUGCUUUACGGUCAUGGAUCACGAUGUGCUCACGGCCAACGACUUUGGAGGCGAAGCCUAUCUGGCACUGGGCAAUAUACCCGGCGUGGCGGAUUACAGCACCAGUGUGGAUAACUUUCAUGGGCUCAAGCAAAUUGAGUUGCCGCUCAUGCAGCAAAAGGAUAAAUGCAAUCCGAUUUUGCAAAUAUUGGAGCUGCGCAUCAAUGACAAACAGGCGCAGGAUUUUGUGCGCAAGCAGAAGGCACGUUUCAUCAAUUGAUUUUAGAAGGGAGCAUUUCAUGUGCAUGUAAGGAGCAUCGUUUGAAAAACGUAUCUCAACAUUUGACAGCAGGCAAUCUAAUUGCAAGUUUGGUUCUGAAUAUGGGGAUCCAACAUUAUAAGAGAAAUGUAUAAAGUAAGCAAACACGCAUCUACUACUAAUAUUAUCGAUUUAUGUCUGUACACUUAUGUAUUACGUAUUGUAUGUAGUUGUGCAACCUCCUCUGUUUUUGUAAAUGUUAGCAAAUUGAAAUUCAAAUGGUGCAUAAGUAACAAGUUACGGGGCACGAAACUCUUUGGCCCAAAUGUUCUAGACUUUACGUUGCUACAAAUUAAUACACACACACACACACACACACAAAUAUACACAUACAUAUUUUAGGGACUCCAUCGUAGCGUAGAAAUUGCUGAAAUUGUCACAAUUGAGCAUAACAAAUAUUUAGAAUUUAAAUCACAUACACAUUUCUGCAUUUCUGAAGACUUUUACCAAAAAAGAACACACAAGCACACCACACAUGAAAAGUGAAAGUAAACAAACACUUGCAAAAACCUAUUUAAAGUUAAUUCCUUAUUCCGAAAGUGGGGUGUAAAUGGAAAUAUUUUCUAUCCAAUCCAAUGCUGUGGCUCCGAUCUAUUUUAUAUUGGCAUAUUUUUUGGGUCAAUUUAAGG